Messenger RNA from Sipha flava (yellow sugarcane aphid), 1901 nucleotides. Its product is annotated as solute carrier family 2, facilitated glucose transporter member 6-like. Gene Ontology annotation, biological process: transmembrane transport. The record is from RefSeq and is a predicted model, not a curated record. Lineage: Eukaryota; Metazoa; Arthropoda; Insecta; Hemiptera; Aphididae. Gene Ontology annotation, cellular component: membrane. Gene Ontology annotation, molecular function: transmembrane transporter activity.
GAGACCUCGGUGACGCUACCCGAACAUCAUUGCCACCGUCGCUGCCGGUCCCAGAAGCCACUGAAGUUUUAUUUGAACCAUUUGCGUGCAUAAUUUUAUAGAAUUUUCGCACCGCUGCCGAGUGUACGCUACAUCACAAUGCUCAACAAAAAGACGCUCAUGCAUUUGAAACUGAUUUUCACCACCAGCGUCAUGGCGUUUCAGCAGUUUCUCGCCGGUGCAGUUUUUGGAUAUUCCGCUGUAAUAUUGCCGCAGCUUCAGCAUCCGGAUUCUCUUAUCCAUGCCAAUUCCGAACAAGCUUCAUGGAUAGCCAGCAUUCCGUUACUGUUGUGUCCCAUCGGCUCCAUAGUUUUCGGCUAUUUAUCCGACAGGAUCGGUCGGAAAAAUACGCUGCAGCUGACGUACAUUCCAAUGAUAGCGAGUUGGACGCUUCUCAGCAACGCGCAUUGCUUAGAACACAUUUACAUCGGAAGACUUUUGGGCGGACUAGCAACUGGUACCGGUGGCGUGAUCUUCGUGUACAUCGCGGAGACGAGUCCGACGGGCAGCCGGCCGUUCUACCUGAUGAUGUUCACACUGUUCGUGAGCCUGGGCCAGCUGACCACCGCGGCGCUGGGCGUGGUGCUGCACUGGCGCGGUGUGGCCGCGGUGUUCGGCGUGCUGUGCGCCGCGGGCGUGUGCGCGCCGUUCCUGGUGCCCGCGCCGCCGAUGUGGUUGCGGUCGCGCGGCCGCCACGAGGAGGCGCGCAAGGCGGAACGGUGGUUCGGGUUCGAGCUGCCGCGGAACGAGAACGCGCCGCCGCUGCCGCCGCCACCGUGCGCGUCCGCGGCCAUCGCGACGCUGUCCCGCGGCGACUCAACGUUGGCCGCGACAAUAGGCCGCCGCCCAAACGUGGGCUGCUGGGCCACGUACACAGCGCCGACCGUGUGGAAGCCCGCGGCCGCCGCGCUUGCGUUCUUCGUCUGCCAGGAGUGCACCGCAAGCGCCGGAUGACCGUCGUCUCCAGCCUGGGCAUGUGCGCGUCCAUGUCUACAGUGGUCGGAUACGUGUACGCGUUCCGCGACUCGGCCAGCCCGCCCGCCGGCGACCUGCUCAUCGUGCCGUUCCUGCUCUACGUGUUCUUCGCCAUGUUCGCCGUGCUCCCGUUCCCGUGGAGCUUGUGCGGCGAGAUGUUUCCCAUGGAGGUCAAGGGCACCAUGAACGGCGUGCUCUACUCGUGCGGCUACGAGCUCAUGUUCGCCGCCAUCAAGAUGUACCCGACCAUGGUGGCCACGUUCGGCAUACUGGCCGUGUGGACCGCGUGUGCCUUCAGUUGCUUCGUCACCGCGCUCUUCGGCGCGUUCGUGCUGCCCGAGACCACCGGCAAGUCGCUCAAUGAGAUCAUCGAGGGCUUCAAGUCGUCGUCGUCGUCCCGCAGGUGCCGUAAGCCCCUUAAGCUCCAAAUACCCUAGACCGCACAACCCUAUGCCAUGCACCACCGACAAUGUUUCGGGACAAAUCAAAAAUGUUUUUGACGGUAUAAUUCACCUGAAUCCAAUCGCCCACCCACAUCACAAUAGUACACGUCAAAACUCGCUCGGCAUACGGAACACAGGAAGACUUAUAAAAUACAGUUCGGCAGGUCCACCGGUGACAGAACGGUUACUCCGAAGGUACACGCGUGGAGGAAAGCAGAUGCGUUCACGGUCCAAUGUUUCCCCUUACCAUGACUGAUAACAGCCAUUCCGUCGCGCGGUAGGUAUGCCGCAAUAAUAAUCGCGAACCGAAUAUUAAAUUAUUACGUGCCCUAAAAGUUUUUUGAAAAAGAAAUAAUGAAUUUGACUCGAGGGUUCUGGUGGACUUCGAAUUAACGGAUCCGGACAAAUAAAACAUUGUACAAUUAUAUUCGUGUAAAUAUUUUG